CUUAAUUCGGCCCUGAAUUUGCCUCAUUGGUCUGUCAUAUCUGAAGAAUCUAAUCAGAAAUUAUUUUCAUUUCCCCAGUGGCAAUCGAAACAUAUAUAAAAUUGUUAAUUUUAUUUAAUUUAAUCAAUAUAGCACUACAUUCAUGACCUCCAAAGAAUGAAGCUAAGAAGAACAAUAGUAUAAUAGAUAAGAGUAAACGCUGCAGUGUGAGUGAACUUAAGAAUUUGUGAUUCUCACUCUCGAUAUGUUUAUGUAACAUCUUAUGGUAACAAUGCCUUUUAUUUGGAGUUUCGGAAAAAAGAAAAGAGCAAGAAAGUUUCGUUCUGGUGCAUAAACAAAAUGAAGUAUGCAGCAGGAAGCUGACAGUAAAACUCUGUUUUUUCUGUCAACAUAAUUGUAAACAUAUGGCGUCGGCCACCCUUGGAAAUCAAAACAAUGUUACUGACAAAUGUGUAAUAAAAGAUGGCAAAAUUACGGAGGAUGAAAUUGAUUUACCCAAAGACUUUGAACCUGGAGCUUCCGCCGCUACAGUGCUUUUAUCAACCGGUUCCUUUGAAGAAGAAAGUGUAUCGGAUGAAAAUUUUCAGGACUAUCGUCAACGGAAAAGUAGUUGUAUAAGUGAAAUAGAAAAGCGUGUAUCAGAUGUGGACCUGAAUGAUUCUGUGGACGAUGAAGUACCGACUGAUGAACGAGGGAAAAAGAAAGAUGAAGUGGAAACAAAAAGUGAAGCAUCUUUGUCAUUAACAGAAGAGUUAGAUGAAGAAGAAUGUGAUGAAUUAAAUGAUCCUUCUUGGAGAUUUCAAAAGAAUCACAUUUUUAUUCUUAGUGAAGCUGGAAAACCUAUUUAUUCCAGACAUGGGAGUGAAGAUCAUCUUGCAACUUUAAUGGGUGUUAUUCAAGCUCUUGUUUCUUUUGUUCAAAACAGUGGAGACAUGAUUCGAUCAAUACACGCAGGUGAUCGAAAGUUUGUCUUUCUGCAUCGUAUGCCUUUGAUUCUUGUUGCAGUCUCAAGUUCAAAGGCUUCUGUCCCCCAACUCUUAGGCAAUCUAACUUAUGUAUACAAUCAAAUUGUGUCUGUCCUGACUAUGUCCAAUUUAAAUAAAAUAUUUGAAAAAAGAAGCAAUUUUGAUCUCAGAAGACUCUUAGGUGGUGCAGAAAAAUUCCUAGAUAGACUAGGAGAUAUGUUGGACACAGAUCCUAGUUUCUUGUUAAGUGCUGUUAAUUGUCUGUCUCUAGAUAUUUCCAUAAGAGAAGUUAUUGGACAAACAUUAGCCCAGUAUUGUGGAAAAAUCAAGAGUAUUGUUUUUGCUAUUUUACUGGUUGAAAACCAGCUUGUUACUUUGGUGAGAAUGAAGAAGUAUUAUCUUCAUCCUGCCGACCUUCACAUAUUGAUGAAUCUUGUUAGUUCUUCUGAAAGUUUUAAAUCAGUGGAAACCUGGUUACCAAUUUGUCUUCCAAAAUUUGAUUCCAGUGGUUUCCUCCAUGGUCACAUAUCAUAUUUGGAUGAUGCUGACAAAGCAUGUUUAUUGUUACUGUCUGUUGAUAAGGAUAAAUUCUUUGAGUUAAAAGAAUGCAGAAAUAAAAUUGUUGAAAGAUUAAAGAAAUACCACUGUUUAGAAGCAAUAUAUAAAUCUAUAAAUAGUAAAGGGUAUUCUAUUUCACAAGUUGGCAUCACAGAAGUUCGACAUUUUUUGUAUAAAUCCCGUUCAGCUGCUCAAUUUACCAUGCCUAGUAUGGAAGCUCCUUAUGUUACCUCUGAUGACUGGCAACAUCUUUUUGGACUUUAUCAGUACUUGCAUCAUAGAAUGUGCAAGAGUUCACGACCCUUAAAAAUGCUCUAUUACAGUGGAGAGCGAGAAACUAUGGUUGGAUGGCAUAUGCAAGGUUUUGAGCUUUAUGCUGCAUUCGAACCAUUGGUCACAAAAACAGAUGCUACAAAUGCGAUGAAAAAAAUCGUCCAUUGGAUAAAAAAGGAAGAAGAUAAAUUAUUUAUAAUGAAUGCACCUACAAUUUAAUAAAAAAAUCCUUACUGUG
Argiope bruennichi is the source of this 2034-nucleotide messenger RNA. RefSeq names its product vacuolar fusion protein MON1 homolog A-like (gene Mon1). The transcript has 7 exons. Gene Ontology annotation, biological process: protein targeting to vacuole; vesicle-mediated transport. The record is from RefSeq and is a predicted model, not a curated record. Bases 405 to 2015 code for a protein of 536 amino acids. NCBI's taxonomy places the organism in Eukaryota, Metazoa, Arthropoda, Arachnida, Araneae, Araneidae.